Budorcas taxicolor (takin) is the source of this 2490-nucleotide messenger RNA. RefSeq names its product IQ motif containing with AAA domain 1 (gene DRC11). The record is from RefSeq and is a predicted model, not a curated record. Bases 1 to 2490 code for a protein of 829 amino acids. Lineage: Eukaryota; Metazoa; Chordata; Mammalia; Artiodactyla; Bovidae. Gene Ontology annotation, molecular function: protein binding; ATP binding; ATP hydrolysis activity. The transcript is spliced from 18 exons.
AUGUAUAAUAAGAUGUGGCAUCAGACCCAAGAAGCCCUCAAUUCUUUGCUUGAUAAAGAAUCUCAGAAGAUGAUGGAACCACAGAGGAAUCAAGUGUUCAUCUUCCAGAUGUUAGCUACCUUCUAUAUAAAAUACGUGCAGAUCUUCAGAAACCUGGAGAAUGUCUAUGACCAGAUAGUCCACCCGCAGAAACGCAUUCUGAUCCGGAAAAUCCUGGAUGCAGUGAUGGGUCGCAUCCUGGAGCUGAAGAAUGAGAUGGUUGAGCUGGAAUUAACUGAGUUCCAUUACUUUGAUGAUAUCUUACAGGAUCUAAAGUUGGCGCCUCAACAGUUAGAUAUCCCCAUACCCAAGUAUUUUUUGAAGGAGAAGUUGGAAGUCAUAAAAGGAAGAGAGAAAAUCCUUUCUCAGAUAUUAGCAGAAAGUGGAUUAGGUGUAUCUGCAAAGAAAUACCAAGUAAAGCCUAUACCCCUAGAAGAGGCUGUUAAAUUGAUCCAGAUUGCUGAGAGGGCGCGGCAAGGGCGCCUGAGAGCCAUGUUCAUGAAGCAGAUCUACCUGCAAGAAUACAGAGCCAAGCAAGCCAGGUUACUGGGCGAUAAAGUGGCAGAUGUGAGCGCCGCUGCACUGAGAAUCCAGAAGGUUUGGCGAGGUUUCCAUCAGUGCAAGAGAACUGAAAGAGAGAGAGAAAAGGAGAUGAUAUUUCUGGGUAUGAAUCCACCUCCUUUGUUUAAUGAAGUCAGUGCUGCAAUGAUCCAGGCUGACAGGCUGUCCCACCUGAGGAAUAAGGUGCAGAUAAAGCACGAAGAGGAAUACAGAGAUGCCUUAGUCACAAUCAAGGAUGACCUGAAACUCACAGAGGGUCCCGACAUCAAGGAGAACCUUCAGGAUCAGAUCCGUCAUUGGUUCAUCGAAUGCAGGAACUUAACGGGCACUUUUCCUGACUACCCUAACGAAGAAGAAGGAGGUUCUGCUAUUAUUUUUUCCAAUAAGACCCCACAACAGGUUAUUGAUGAUAUUAUUGCAAGCCAAGACGAAGAGGAGAAAACCAAAAAGAAGAAAAAGGAAAAGAAACAAAAAAAAGUAAAAAAAGAAAAGGAAACGAAAGAGACAAAGGAAAAAAAUAAGCAGGAAGAAGAUGAGAUGUGGAAAAUGUCACCGAGCGUUUUCCUUCACACGAUGGAGGAAGGAAAUAGCGUCUACAAAGACCUGUGGAAGAAUAAAGACGAAUCGUGGAAUUUCCCGCAGGACUAUGACCCUGAACUGAUUAAGGAAGACAAGCGGAAGGAACUGGAGUCAGAGAUCAGAGUGCAGGUGGAUGAGCUGAUGAGGCAGGAACUAAAAAACUUGAAACUAGCUGUGAGCAGAGAGAAGGAACUGCCGGCGAGAAAAGGAAAGAAGAAAGGAGGUAAAAAGAAAAAUAAAAAGAAGAAAGGCAGAAAAGGGAAGAAGGAUAAAGACCUGACUGUGGACAGGACCAUUGAGUCUCUGUAUAAGGAACUCGUGGAAGAAGGCUUACUGAUCCAGGCACUGAAAGUCAACCUCUCAGAUUACAUUGGUGAGUACAGCUACCUGGGGACGAGCCUUCGCCAGGUGUCCAUAGAACCCAUGCCUUCCCUCCUGGAUGUCCGACAGCUCAUCACCCUGUACGGGAUCCUGCCACUAGGCUCUGCAGCCGUGCACGAGAAAGCCCCUUUGGUGAAGUCCCUGCUGUUGGCCGGACCAUCUGGGGUGGGGAAGAAGAUGCUGGUCCAUGCCAUCUGUACCGAAACAGGAGCCAACCUCUUCAACCUGUCUGCUGCCAACAUCACCGGGAAAUACCCAGGCAAGAGUGGCCUCCAGAUGAUGCUGCAUGUGGUCUUCAAGGUGGCCCGCACUCUCCAGCCCUCCGUGGUGUGGAUCGGAGACACAGAGAAAACCUUCUACAAAAAAGUGCCCCACGCAGAAAGGAAGAUGGAACCUAAGCGCCUGAAAAAGCAGCUUCCCAAAAUGCUGAAACUCCUGAAGCCAGACGACAGGAUUCUAAUUGUGGGGACCACAAAGCGACCUUUUGAUGCGGAACUUCAACCUUUCUGCAAAGCUUACCAAAAAAUUAUUUUGGUUCCCAGACCAGACUACGCUUCCAGAUAUGUUCUGUGGAAGGAGAUCAUUCAGCGACACGGCGGUGUCAUCACGGACACCCUGAGUGUCAGUUGCCUGGCGAAGAUCGCCGACGGCUUCACGCAGGGACACAUUGUCCAAGUGGUGAAGGAGGUGCUCACGGAGCGGAGACUCCGGCAGCAGUCCCACAAGCCGCUCACCGCCCUCGAGUUCGUCGCCUCUCUCACCAGCAUGAAUCCGGUCUACCAGGAGGAAGAAGACAGCUUUAAGGACUGGUAUGCCAAGACCCCUAUGGGUAAAAAGCGAGCCGUGGCAUUAACAGGAGGUAACAAAGAAAAUGAAAAGGACAAAGGAAAAAAGGAGAAGAAAGGGGAAAAGGAGAAAAAGAAAAAGUAA